AUGGUACACCUUGUGGCUGUACCAGAGACAAUCACGGCAAGUGGCUGUGCUUGUGUCUUUAUUGACACCAUCUUCCGACUUCAUGGGUUGCCCCGUGAACUCGUAUCAGACAGAGAUCCACGAUUCACUGCUGAUUUCUGGCGUUCCGUGUUCAAAUCACUCGGAACGCGCUUGAAGAUGUCAACAUCUGAUCAUCCAGAGUCAGAUGGUCAGACGGAACGUGCCAAUCGUGUCCUUGAAGAGAUACUUCGAGGAUACGUACACUCCUUUAAGAGAUGGAGUGAGUUUUUGCCGAUGGUAGAGUUUGCCAUCAACAACUCGGUGCAUGCGUCCACGACACAUACACCGUUUUACGUGAAUGGCUUGCGCCAUCCGCGUGUACCCACCUUACUAGAGUGUAACUCUGGUUUAAGGGGGGGAGGGACUCGCGCGAGCAAAAACCGAUUUGGUUCACGCUCAUCACGCUCUGACGAAGAAGUCAUUGCGUUUGAUGCCGAUAUCGAUAACAUCGAUAUCGAAGAAGAUGAUGCCAGUGAGAGUGCGGAAGCCCUCACUGAAGACAAUGAUCCCAGUGAGAGUGCGGAAGCCCUCACUGAAGAAAAGGUUGUUGUCGCUGCAGUGCGCUCACAGCACACUGAAGCUAACGAGUCAUCAGAUGAGUUCAUACUGGCUCGUGAAACGGUAGUCCGUUAA
Molecule: messenger RNA, 693 nt
Organism: Peronospora matthiolae
Lineage: Eukaryota; Oomycota; Peronosporomycetes; Peronosporales; Peronosporaceae
Source: the annotation of a GenBank genome assembly